AUGGCAGCGGUGGAGGCAGAGUCUGUGUUUCUGACUCAGGGAGACAUGUCAAAGUACAACUAUGCGCAAGUGGCACGCCAGUUCCAGAAUGCUAUCGCCGACAUCGCCCAGACACUGCCGCAGAUGUGCACCACCCUUCCGAAACAGAGCAAGGGCCAGUGUUCAUCUGACGCAUCAAUAGGAGUGGGCUACUCUCACAGCGCCAGUGCUAGACACGCCAGCGACGAUGCAGAGGAGCUCAACGAAGAGACGAGCCGGGGCAGCAAGCGCAGCGCGGACGUUUUGGAGGGUCUGUUGGGCGAGGAGAGGGGAACGAGCGACGAUGCCAAGCGGCCCAAGUGCCCCGACGCGCGCAUGCUCAGCCACGAAGAAAAACUUGAGCGCAGGCGCGAGGGCAACCGGCGCGCGGCGCAGCGGCUGCGGCAGCGGCGCAUGGAAACGGUCUCCCGCCUGCAGACAGAAAUAUCGCGCCUGGAACAGGAGCGGCUGGUGUACCUGAACCACAUCUAUCAGCUGGCGGCCUCUGCGCGCUCUGUUGUGGCUGAAAACAAGGACCUCCGCGGACGCCUCAAGGCCCUUCAGACCGGCACCUCUGCACUGGUGGCCGAGGCGGCUCUGCCGCGCGCUACCGGGAAGGCGGCAGCGUCAGCCGCAGCCGAGGCGCUGCUGGGCCGGGGCGGGGGAGGGAACGCCAAGGCCGGGGGCAGCAGCAGCGCUGCCACUUCACGCAUGGACUUCGAUGCCGUUCGCCGCGAGCUCUUUGUGCCCGCCGACUCACCCGUCUGGCCCUUCCCGUGCGAUCUUGUUGACGAAUAUGUGGAAGCCUGCCCAGUGCCGGUUCUGGAGUUCUUGCCGGUAAUUGGAGACAUCCGCGUUUCACAUGUGGAAUGCUGA
Messenger RNA from Coccomyxa subellipsoidea C-169, 894 nucleotides. RefSeq lists its product as hypothetical. NCBI's taxonomy places the organism in Eukaryota, Viridiplantae, Chlorophyta, Trebouxiophyceae, Coccomyxaceae. The transcript has 7 exons. Gene Ontology annotation, molecular function: DNA-binding transcription factor activity. Gene Ontology annotation, biological process: regulation of DNA-templated transcription. The coding region runs from base 1 to 894 and encodes 297 amino acids. The record is from RefSeq and is a predicted model, not a curated record.